AUGACUGACCAUUUAAUUGAAUUACGUGAACAAGCUGGCCUUGCUUCGUGCGCUAAACGUUAUAAUGAAGUAAUAUCUAUCUAUAAAAAUUAUCUAAAAAAUCAUGGUGACAUUCCACCACUUGAUCGUCAAAUGCUUUACAUAGCUUAUAAUAAACUAAUUCUGGAUUAUAAUUUCAAAUCUUAUUGGAAAUUAACAUCGAUUGAAUUGAGUAAAAAAAUUGAUUUCGAUUACUUGGAAAUAAUUGAAAAUGAAAUCGACUUUUUAUGCAAUGAUAUAAUACAAUUAAUUGAUAAUUAUUUUCUUGCAUCGACAUCAAAUAAAGAUUCGGAUAUUGUUAUGACAUUAAGACAACGAGGUGAUUUUCUUUUUUUUAAUUCAUCUAUUGCAAGACCAGCUACGAAACAAAUUAUGCUUCAAUCAGCUUUACGUUCCUACACUGAAGGUGUCGAACGAUCUCGUUUAACUUUGCCAAUAAAUGAACCUGAACGAGUAUUGAUUCAACUACGUAAAUAUGCCUGUGACGUACAGCUGUCCAAUGGCAUAUGCAAUUCUCAUACGCAUUCAGAAUUAGUUGAUGCUAUACAAGAAAUGAAAUCUUCUAUUUCAUCAUCGGACGAAAAUCCGUUACUUGUUCAAAUGGAAUCAUAUCGAUUGGAACUAGAAAAAAUGCAAUUUUAA
This is a messenger RNA of Rotaria socialis, 681 nucleotides long. The record is from the annotation of a GenBank genome assembly. NCBI's taxonomy places the organism in Eukaryota, Metazoa, Rotifera, Eurotatoria, Philodinida, Philodinidae.